Messenger RNA from Myiozetetes cayanensis, 2831 nucleotides. Its product is annotated as putative short-chain dehydrogenase/reductase family 42E member 2. Gene Ontology annotation, biological process: steroid biosynthetic process. The record is from RefSeq and is a predicted model, not a curated record. NCBI's taxonomy places the organism in Eukaryota, Metazoa, Chordata, Aves, Passeriformes, Tyrannidae. The transcript has 13 exons. The coding region runs from base 1037 to 2245 and encodes 402 amino acids. Gene Ontology annotation, molecular function: 3-beta-hydroxy-Delta5-steroid dehydrogenase (NAD+) activity.
GACACCUGGUAGAAGAUUUUAAAUGAUUCCCAGUGGGCACAGUGCAAAACAUCCUCCUCUUCUGUCCAUCUCAAGCCACCUCCCAUGCCCUCAGAACUCCUCCAGUGUUUUUUGGGAUGAAAGCAAACCAGGUAAUAGUGAUGAUGAUCUGUACUUCUCUCUAGUGCAACAACCAUUAGAAAACCUUUGAAUUGAAAGGAAACCUAUUGGAGUUGGUCUUGUAGUCCUUUUAAAGCCUGAAUCUAUAUAGUUCAUUCCUGUGUGUAAGAAGCCAAGCUGUGAUCCCUGCUAAUAAUAUAGACACCUGCCUUUAUUCAGUACAAUUUAAUGCAGUAUUUUUAUUUAUGAUGCAUUUGUGUUCUUUCCCUUCAAAUAUUGCAUAAACUGUUGCCUUUUUUUUUUUUUUUAACAAGACCUAAGAGCUGAUAAAGGGAUGUUCAGUGCUGCUCUGAGGAGCUGUUUUGUUUCUUCCUGUAAUUCCAUCCUGACUUGGCAAUGCAGGCUCACAGUUAUCAUUUCAUUUGACCUGUAAAUCAAUCUGUGUAACAUGCAAAGCAGCCACCAAUGCAGAGGAAAUGAGAACAAAGUCAUGGGAAAAGCGUUGUGUAGGACACAUUCCAAGGCUGUAUUUCUGUGUGCUUUAUUCCUUCCACGAGGAAACAGUGAAAUCUGCAGAAUUGUAACUCAAAUACACAAAGAAAUGGGAAAAAGGAAGGAACAGAGUGAGACUGUUUAUGUAUGUUAAUGAAGAGUGGAGGGAUUUAAGAAGAAGAACCUGAUCUCUCAGCUUUGCAGCUUGGAAUAAGGAUCUGCAUCUUCUUUUCCUUUCUGGUCUGGUCUUAGAGCGUGACAUGGCCCAGGCAGCAGCUACAAAGGAGCAGGAACAGCAAAAGGGCCUGAGCACAUGUGAACAUCCCUGUCCUGAGAGCACCUGAUACCCCGGAGUUACGGAUUGUCCAGCACAGAGACCUCUCCCCACCUCACCUGGCCGGGAAGGACUGGGACAGCUGCCAGCCAGCAUUCUACCAAGGUCGCGAUGCCGGAAGGAUCCCUGGAGGAGCUCCCCAGCCGGGAAUGGGAGAGCCAAGGGAAGGAGCCUGCCAGGCUGCCAGGGGACAGGAGCACAAGGACAAUGGUGACAGGAGGCGGAGGCUACCUGGGCUACAAUCUGGGAUGUGCCCUGGUUAGGUCAGGGAUCGCUGUGAUUCUGUUUGAUGUGCGGAAACCUCAGUGGGAAAUCCCCAGCGGAGCCGAUUUUGUCGAGGGCGAUGUGAGGGAUUACGAUGCAGUGUUCAAAGCAUGUGAAGGGGUUGACUGUGUUUUCCAUGUGGCUGCAUGUGGAAUGUCAGGAUUAGAACAACUCCAAAAGAAAGAUCAGAUCGAAUCCAUAAACGUUGGAGGCACAAAAAUAAUAAUUGAUGUCUGCAAACAAAGAAAUAUCCCCAGGCUGAUCUACACCAGUACAGUGAAUGUGGUGUUUGGAGGGAAUCCUAUUGAAGAGGGAGAUGAAGAAACUGUUCCCUAUUUUCCACUGGAAAAGCAAUUUAAUCAUUAUUCCAGAACCAAGGCAAUUGCAGACCAAAUGGUUCUUGCUGCUAAUGGAACUUUACUCAAAGGAGGGGACAAGCUCCACACGUGUGUGCUUCGCCCCCCGGGCAUCUACGGACCCGAAGAGCAGCGGCACCUGCCACGAGUAGCCAUAAACAUCCAGCGGAGACUUUUUAACUUCAAGUUUGGGAAUCACGAAGUUCAGAUGAACUGGGUGCACAUAGGAAAUCUGGUACAAGCUCACUUACUGGCUGCUGAGGCUCUCACCUCUGAGAAGGGUUAUGUAGCUAGUGGUCAGGCAUAUUACAUCCACGAUGGUGAAAACGUGAUUUUCUCCGAGUGGAUCGUGCCCUUGUUUGAAAAAUUAGGCUACAGGAAACCCUGGAUACACAUUCCUGUUCUCCUGGUUCAUAUAGCAGCCACUGUGAUGGAAUAUCUGCACCUGAUUCUAAAGCCAGUUUUUAGCUUUACACCUUUCUUGACAAGGAAUGAGGUGUGGAACGUGACUGUAACUCACACGUUCCGAAUAGACAAGGCACGGAAUCAACUUGGCUACAAACCAAAGAAAUUCUCAUUCGCUGACUCUGUGGAUCAUUAUCUCAAAACAAGACCUACUUGCCAAGAAGAUCACACAUUCCUUAAAAUGGUGUUUGUUUUUGGCAUUAUGUUAAGUUUGGUCGUUCUCUCUUUCUUCUAAAAUCGAAUAAUUCCCCACCUGUUCCAGAAAGCCUCGUUUUGUUCCUGAGUAUUAAUGAUCUGGUCCUGGUACAUUCCUCAGCCACUGUGGACUUUGUUAUUGUUAUAACUAUGAUGACACCUCUCUGACCUCAUUAAGAAAGAAAAAAAACCAAACAAACCAACCAAUAAACAGGAAAACAAUCACAAAAGUGAAAAUAUGGAACACAUCAGGAAAUGUUCCCCAGGAGCAAAUCAAAGGAGUUCAUCAUUAACAGCUGCAGGACCAGUGUUAAUGGAUCUUCAUUAAUUCAUUGCUUCAUGCUGAGAGGGAUUUUCUAAAAAUGAUAACUCAGGAGGGUGAGAAGUUGGAAGAAGAGGAACCAUCGUAGGACUGCAGUGCUGCCACAAGUCCAGCAGCUCCAGUGAAGAAAAGAGUGACUAAACAACUCCUCUGAUGAAGCUGCUGCUACAGCUACUGCCUGUAAGUCUGAGGAAUUAUGGAGACCUGGGAAAUAGGACAAAAGUAUGGAAAGUAAAUAUUUAUAAAUAACAGGUGGUGAGAGGACUGAAAAUCAUAUUUAUGUAAAAAUAAUUUUAUUGUUCAA